AUGAGACAUCAAAAUAAUUAUAUAUAAAACUUGCAUUAGGUAGCUGCAAGACUUAGUUCUAAAUAAUCAAAUUAAAAAUCUUUCUUAAAUGAAAGUUCCUAUAUGUUAACCUAAUAAAGCAAUUUAUCCCUCAAUUAAUCUUUUAACAGCCCAAAAUUUAUGUCUAAUUAACAAUCUUUUUUAAUAACAUAGCCUAUUAAUAUAAACAUGAGCAGUAGAAACACCAAAUAAAAUUAUAAAUGUUAUUCCCCAACAAUAAGAACAAAAACUGAAAAAUAUGAAAAUGAUGAUUAAAAGCAAUAAUAAUAAUUUAUUGAAGCGACAAUAAAAUUAUUAGCAUAAAGCGAAAAAUUAGAAAAAUUAAUAUCUUAAUAAAAUGAAAUUCUAUAAGUGGAAAGAAAAGAUAAAUAAGAAUUGGAAAUGACAAUCAAGAGAUUGACUUAAGAAAUACAGUUUCUAAAGGAGACUCAUAAAAAACAGGACUUUGUAUUAGAAAAUAAACUAAAAUAAAUCAAAGGAAAAUCAUAUCAUCUUCCAAAAAAACUUUUCAAAUGA
Paramecium pentaurelia is the source of this 555-nucleotide messenger RNA. The record is from the annotation of a GenBank genome assembly. NCBI's taxonomy places the organism in Eukaryota, Ciliophora, Oligohymenophorea, Peniculida, Parameciidae.